Oncorhynchus mykiss (rainbow trout) is the source of this 3160-nucleotide messenger RNA. RefSeq names its product 4-galactosyl-N-acetylglucosaminide 3-alpha-L-fucosyltransferase 9. Gene Ontology annotation, molecular function: alpha-(1->3)-fucosyltransferase activity. The record is from RefSeq and is a predicted model, not a curated record. Gene Ontology annotation, cellular component: membrane. NCBI's taxonomy places the organism in Eukaryota, Metazoa, Chordata, Actinopteri, Salmoniformes, Salmonidae.
GAGAUGACUAAACUGCUUGGAGUAACCCUGGAUUGUAAACUGUCAUAGUCAAAACAUAUUGAUACAACAGUACCUAAGUUGGGGAGAAGUAUGUCCGUAAUAAAGUGCUGCUCUGCCUUCUUAACAACACUAUCAACAAAGCUACUACUGUUAAGUCGUUUGGUCAGGUGCCACAAAUUUAAGACAUGGCAAAAUGCGUAGGAUUUGAAAUUGUAUUUUUUUUUUUCGUCAACAAGAGUGGUUCUCUGUUCACUGUACAUUUGAUACUUUUCCCAUUGUGUUUGGCCAAAGAGUGUUGCCCUCUUUAUGUGGGUGGGUAUAUACUAUAGCUCCUGUUAGUUUGUUUCACAAUAAAUGUAUACAAAUGGAUGAAAAAACACCACACUACAACAGCAUUUCUAGCUCAUAAAGGUGGAAUCUAUAUGUUGAGUUUUUUCCCCCUAAAGUGUUGCCCUGAGUUUUUCUGUGAGUUAUUAGCGUACAUUUUUCAGGACAGUUGUAGUUUGUUUCAUUGCCACGAGGUAGAGAAAAAGGUAUGGAUUGCGCCUUUAAUACACCAAACAUUCAAUCACAAUGAAAGACACAAUGUAUACACGAGGUCACUCAAAUCUAAUACCGACACAUAAAACAACCAGGAAAAUUGCCUAGAACUAAGACAGGCUAAUGGAGUUUUCACAUUAUGAAAUUCGGUUCCAUGGUUCAGUUCCCUGUAGCAUUUGUGAGAAUUGUACAGAAUAAAUGUUGCUUUCAAAAGAACCCGAAAAGAACUGAUUUGGGAUGUGAUCAGCACGACGCACAUUCUACAUGACGUUAGCGAGCUAGCUUGUUUACAACGGGCAAAAAAGUUCCACGCGACUGGUCUUGAAUCCUGGACCCAUUACUCAUGCAGGUCCAGGAUUAAUUUCAGCCAGGGUUUGCUUGUGUUUCACACAUGCUUUAUACCGUGGAUCAGGGUACCAAACACUCCAGGAAAAUAUCGUAAGGGGAUAUGGGAAUUCAUCACUUUAGAAAGUGUCAAAUGUCAACAGAGAAUAUGUGGACGUUCCAUGGGAGUUCUCUAACUGGCACAAUGGAACAAAGAGAAGGAUGUGAAUCAUGACUGCCCAUGGAACGCCACACACGCACCACAACAUUGAUAGUGACUAAACCACACCUAGACACUAAAUAUCAUUUUUCUUGUUCUAUUGGUUGAGGUGAACGGUAAGGUUGACAUGUUUUGUUCUCAUGAAUUGUUGUAGUGAAUAUGUGUCCUUGAACUAUUUGGUUCAUUAAAGGUCUUUGUAGCCUAGUUGUUCUAACUUUAUGAUGUCCAUGACAUGUUUAGGCAUGUUUUCGCUGGUAAGGGAAAAGAUACAGGAUUUUAUUCCCCCUUUACUGUUUAUUGGGACAUGGCACAAUCUGGCCUACCCCUCCCAACAGAGGCCCAACCUCUAUUUCCCUUUCAUGCUUUCUAAUCCUGCCGUAAGGGUGUCCAGAAGAACUUGUUCUCUCCCUUCGUUUAUAAGACUUCGUCACUGUUUCUUAUCGCUUUAUUGAACUGAUGAGUACCAAAAACCCAGAGAAAUGUUUCACAGGUGCACAGCUCACAUAGGGAGUGUAAAUGAAUGACAUCCCCGCAGGUCUGAAUACAGCAUGACAAGAACAACCUGUUCACCGGUGCCAAAAUGCUGUCAAGUACUUUCCUUACAGGAGCUUUGCGUAUCUUCCUGGUAGGGAUCCUCUGUCUAGGAGGAUUUGUGACACUGUUUUUUAUGUAUUACAAAUCAGCUCUGGACUGUACUCCCCAGCCUCAUUACUCAAAGCGACCUGAGAACAGGUCCUUGUCUAAGCAGCCAGAGCCAGAAAAGCCCAUCAUGCUGUUGUGGUUCUGGCCUGAAAACCGCAGGUUUGAUUUUAGCGAUUGUGCCACUUUCUUCAACAUUGAUGGCUGCCACCUGACAGAUGACAGGUCUCUGUACAACAAGGCAGAUGGUGUGCUCAUCUUUCACAAAUCCAUCAAAUACGAUUUAUCCAACUUGCCUCCAUCACCUCGACCACCAUUCCAGAAGUGGAUUUGGUAUCAUGUGGAAUCACCUACAAAUACAAUUAGGAUACCUGGUCUAGAUAACCUUUUCAAUUUAACCUUGAGUUAUAGGGAAGACGCAGACAUCCCUGUGCGUUGGCGCUUGACCGUAAGGAAAGGCCAGGGUGAGGACUUUGUGCUGCCCAAGAAGGAUAAAUUAGUUUGCUGGAUUGUGAGCAACAAUGACCCUACCACUGGAACAGGGGUAAGGCACAAAUAUUACAGAGACCUUGUAAAACACAUUAAGGUGGAACUCUUUGGCACAGCCUUUGCUAGAUUCUUGAAAUAUGAGGACUACUACUCAACACUCUCCAGCUGUAAGUUCUACCUCUCCUUUGAGAACUCGGUCCACAAAGACUACAUCACAGAGAAGCUAAACGGACCACUUGCAGCAGGAACAGUGCCAGUAGUAUUGGGCCCACCGAGACAGAACUAUGAAGACUUUGUCCCAGGAGAUUCCUUCAUCCAUAUUAAUGACUUUCCCGAUGCAAAAGCCCUGGCGGAAUUCCUCCUCAAGUUGGACAAGGAUGAUGAGGCAUAUCUGCGCUACUUUCAGUGGCGUAGAAACUUUUCUGCUCAGCAACAUCUGGUUCAACUGAGUCAAGAGUUCAUUCAAGCUAUUUGCUAUGCCUGUGACCACAUAGGCAAACAUUGGGAGUACAGGGUUGUUCACGAUGUUUACAAAUGGUAUUUUGGUUAAUCAGUCACUUACAUCCUCAUCGGUGUAUGUGCUGUUACCACUAUAUUACCCUCUUCUCUCCGUGUACAGUAUCAUGUGGAAUUUAGUCACACCCAGCAUCCCACAUUAGCAACGUUUACACAGUGCCUUUACGACCUAUUGCACUACUUGUAAGAUAAGUGUACCUGGUUGUUUUACUGUACUAGUGUCAUAGCUAGGUAUUUAAGUAUCCAGAACCAUUCAGGCUCUUAUCUUUAUAACUACCGAACAACUAACCUCUGCACUAUUUAUUGUCUGAAUUACUACCUGUAUGUGUGUUUUAUAUCUUUACACUCACACAUUUUGAGCUGAAAUAAUUAAAGGGUAGUUCCACCAUUUUUAAAAAUGAUCUCCAGCACAAUACCAGUGUCUACAAACGU